UUGUUCCCAGAGACUCUCAGAGCUCCAGGACGCCCAGUCUCUCUGCUGCCUGCAGCCCAGACACAGCAGCCCCAACACGGACACGGACCGCCACCCUGCCCCCUCCUCCUCCUCCUCCUCCUCCUGGAGCUCCAACGCCUGUUUGGAUUACUAAUGGACGGGACAAACAGAGUCAAGUUUUAAAGUGGGAAACUUUAAAAGGAGUGUUGGGAGUUUAAAAACCACAAGCCUGAGAAGAGAAGAGGAGACCUUCAUCUUAUCUGGACUACUAACUUAUUGAAAUCCAGUGGACGUCUUGACAAACAAGCGUAUUUUCAUCGUUUGGAAACUUGAUGAAACUUUUGCAGAAUUAAACCAACAUUUUCCUGGAAUUGUCUUUUCGUCACUUUCCAGGAGCUCUGAAUCAAACCUGCAUCUCACUGAAAGGUUUCGGAGAGUUUUGGCAUCAUCAGGUUGGUUGUUUUGUUUUCUAGUUUUGGGACUUUUUUGGAAAAAUUUUCUGGAAUUUGAUUGAAGCUCAGCACCAAAUUCUGUACAAUUAAGCAGGAAAACAACCAAUCCUGAGCGGUUCUGAUUUGAAUCUGCCGUCUUCUUCACGUUAAAGUCUUCAUCAUGGUCCCGUCUGUCGGUCUGUGGUUGUGUCUGAACCUGCCGCUGCUGUUCACGGACGCAAAGGGCGUCGGCCAACACGAUGGUCAGAGCGACGCACUCGACCAGCCGUCCUCCCCCGUCAAAUUGGAACCUCUUUGGGUCGCCAAGCAGCUCGGGACCGGGGACGCCCCCAACCAGAGAAGACCCCUCCCCGAGAUGCUGGAUCUGGACGUGGACAGGAACCGCCGCCGCCUGGCCCGCGGUGCCGACGAGGAGGAGCAACAGUCCACCUUCAGCCAGUCCUUCGAGAACGACACGGUGACAGCGCCGCAGCCCACCGAGUUCGACGACGGCACUACAGUAGGACCAGGGAGCGGCGAUGGCACCAAUCUCCACGGAAACAUCUCCAGCUCCGACCACGACCCUCCGGGACUCUUCAACCCCUUCUACCCGUUGGUGGAAAGCUCGUACUCGGCCUACGCGGUCCUCUUCCUGGGCGGCCUGGUGCUGGCGGUGGGCGUGGUGGGAAACAUGGCGGUCAUGUGUGUCGUCUGGAACAACUACUACAUGAGGUCCGCCUGGAACUACCUGCUGGCCAGCAUGGCGUUCUGGGACUUCCUGGUGCUGGUGCUCUGCCUCCCCGUGGUGAUCCUCAACCAGCUCUCCCAUAGGAGGAUCCUGGGCGACAUCACCUGCCGUAUGGUGCCGUAUAUGGAGGUGGGUGGAGCUUGUGUGGAAGUCGGAGGGGGGAGAGGAAGUCAGUGAGAUUGGCUGAGAGUGAUUUUUGUGUUUUUGUGGUAUAAAUACUUUAAAUGUGUUGAUGUGAUUCGUCCUGGUAGCUCCAGAGGAAACAGAAAGGGUUCAUCCUCUGAGAAGCCUGAAGAUGUUCAUCUCUGUGAUGAACUGGUUGUUGGACUUUAAUGAUUUUGCACACAGGUGAAACGUUUGUUUUAAAGGUCAGGAGGUCAUUAGAUAUCACGUCAUCACCACACUACCAUUAUCAGCAUCACUAGCACCUUCAAGUCAAAGAACUGGGUGUUUCCCAGUGUGAGUGUGUGGAAAUGUCUUCAUGUUAACAGACAACAGCUAAAGGACCGAAACACACGGCCAUUAAAUUAACAUGAAUUAUAUUUCAUUUAGCAGAAGAAGUUCCUUCUUGAUGUUGGAAACAGAGAUAAUUUAUCCAUCGUGGUUCAUUUAGACUCUUUACUCACGAAGUCUCAUAAAAUGGUUACGUCAAGUUUAUAGAUUUGUAAUUUAAGGAUUCAUUAAAACGAUUAAAAGGA
This is a messenger RNA of Anarrhichthys ocellatus (wolf-eel), 1877 nucleotides long. RefSeq names its product G-protein coupled receptor 37-like 1. The record is from RefSeq and is a predicted model, not a curated record. Gene Ontology annotation, molecular function: G protein-coupled peptide receptor activity. Bases 613 to 1356 code for a protein of 247 amino acids. NCBI's taxonomy places the organism in Eukaryota, Metazoa, Chordata, Actinopteri, Perciformes, Anarhichadidae. The transcript has a single exon. Gene Ontology annotation, cellular component: plasma membrane; signaling receptor complex. Gene Ontology annotation, biological process: positive regulation of MAPK cascade; adenylate cyclase-inhibiting G protein-coupled receptor signaling pathway.